Molecule: messenger RNA, 1999 nt
Organism: Engraulis encrasicolus (European anchovy)
Lineage: Eukaryota; Metazoa; Chordata; Actinopteri; Clupeiformes; Engraulidae
Exons: 4
Coding region: 85-1983 (632 amino acids)
Molecular function (GO): ubiquitin binding
Source: RefSeq, a predicted model, not a curated record
UCAACUUUUCGGUGGCGGGUACUUGAAGUGGAUGAAUGCAACUACUAAUCACUUCUAACAAUGUCCGUUUGAUACACGCAAACAAUGACAGAUAAACACCCCGUAUCUAAACUCAAAAGAAGGAAAGCGUCUGUUGAAGAUGGAAAAUCAGAGCUCUAUCGAAGUUUACCAAGACAGAGCACAGGGAGUUCUCUUGGGAAACAGGAGCAGUCGAAAUGCAACUUGACAGCCGAACCGAGUAGAGCCCAGAUUGGCCUUGAGUGGUGGUCCCAGCCCGCUCUGUCACCCCUGGAUAGGGUGUGGGCCUUCACCCUUCAGGCGUUCAGUCCUAAGACGAUGGCUAUGGGCUCCUCUACCCCUGAGCUGGUGCCAGACCUCCCCCGGCCCCAUCCCCAGAGUGGUGCCAGGGAGAAGGCGGCUGAGUGGAGAUGGUGUUGCCUAGGCGACGAGGUGGGCGCUCUUCCAGAGAUGCCUCCGGUGGCAGCAGCAACAGCAACGCUCCUCACGCCCGCAGAGUGUGUGGCAGAGCCAGGGCCAGGGCCAGAACGCGUGUGUGUGGGGGCACAGUCAGACCCAGACCUUGUGUGUGGUGCGGUGGCGGUGGCGGUGGCACAGGCAGAAGCAAAGAGCAGAGAGUGUGUGCCCUCUGCUGCCCGCUCUAGCUCUGGCAUCGGCCUCGCCGCAGGUCUGCCGGUGGUGCCCCCCACCGUCGGCACGGCUCGCGGUGCUAACGCCAACGCCACUCCUCCUCCUCCUCCUUCUGCUCGCCCGUCGACCUCCUCCCGUCUCUCGGACCACGUUGGCGCCCCCCGCCACAGGCCACGUGCGCGCGGCGAUGCCAGGGCCCAGACGGGCAAGCUGCCGACUCGCCAGGAGGAAGAGGAGGGGGGUGAUGAUGAAGAUGAUGAUGGAGUGCUCCUGGAGGACUUUGACUUUGAGGAAGACGGAGAUUGGCAAAUGCCGCCGUCGCUGUCGCGCCACCACGUCUCUGUUUCCGUGCCAACUGCGUCCUCGUCUCUGUCUAGGGGACAUCGGGGCGGUGACGAAGGCCGCCGCCGAAUGACUGUUGGCAUGACAACCAGCGGCAUAGCCACUGCUACCAGCACCGCCACCACCAGCACUAGCGUGGCAUCGUUGGCACGGGCGACAGACACUCAUCCGCCCAGAGGAGCGGGAGGAUCAUCAUGCCACCCAGAGGCAGCUGCGGCAGCUGGCACCACGGGCACUGCGGCAACAGCUGGUCAGAUGCCGCUGGCACCACUGUUCCGCAGGGGCGGGAGUGGGAGUGGGCUGCAGAGAGGAGGAGGAGGAGGAGGAGGAGGAGGAGGCACCAGCAGUGCCAGGGAGGAAGAGGCUAAGCGACGGAUGCCACCCCCCACCACACAGCAGCGCACGGGCACACAUUUGCCCUCCUCCACCCCCUCCUCCUCCUCCUCCUCUUCUUCCUGGGCCACCCACGGUCCAACCACCCCCUCCUCUUCCUCCAACAACCAUGGCACGAACACCACCCCCUAUACUUCGUCAUUGAACACCCGUCAACCUCCCUCUUCCUCUUCUUCCUCCUCCUCGGCCAUUCAUGGUAUCUCCUCCUCCUCCUCCUCCAACACCACCUUAUCCAACACUCAUGCCUCCUCCUCCACCUCCUCUUCCUACUACUCCUCAUCCAACACUCGUGCUGCCCCCACCUCCACAUCAGCUACUGGGGCUCCCCCCACCUCCUCAUCUGCCACCCGUGCCCUCUCCACCUCCUCCUACUUCUCCUCCUCCUCCUCCUCAUCAAAGGCCCAUGCCCAGCGCUCCUCCACCUCCACAGCCACCUCAGCAGCUCAGGGCCAGGGGCCGUCCACGUCCACGUCCGGGCAGGCGAUGCUGGACUGCUGCCCAAUGUGUCUCAUGCCGUUCCCCAAAGGGUUCUCCCAGAUGGACAGUGACAGUCAUCUUGCCCAGUGCCUGUCCGAGAUGACCACAGACAUGGUCUGGUGACACCCCCCCCCCCCAC